Cutaneotrichosporon cavernicola is the source of this 909-nucleotide messenger RNA. RefSeq lists its product as uncharacterized. NCBI's taxonomy places the organism in Eukaryota, Fungi, Basidiomycota, Tremellomycetes, Trichosporonales, Trichosporonaceae. The coding region runs from base 1 to 909 and encodes 302 amino acids. The record is from RefSeq and is a predicted model, not a curated record. The transcript has 3 exons.
AUGGACACUAACAAGUUCAACGAGCAGGCAGCGCCGCACGUGCAUGACGACUACCCCAAGUUUUACACCACCACGGUCCCCGUCACGGUACCCCUUCCCAACGUACCUACCACCCCACUCGCGCCUGCGCCUAAGCCAGUCCUCCGCAAGCGCCCUUGGUACCACGUCGAGCGUCCUCACCCACUCCUCUGGGUGGCGCUCGCCUUUAGCACACUUGCCAUCCUCCUUGGCGUACCCAAGGGCACUUUCCCGACCGUCACGGGGCGCCACAAGGAGCUGCGGACCCAAGAGCUUCUCGUCCAGGAACGUCUCGCCCUCAUCACCCAGCUCUCGGCCUUCCUCCCUCCUCCCCUCUCUGCUCUCUUCGCCAUCCCAGACGCGACCCCGUCGGGGCUCGACAUGGUCCGUCUAAGCCGCGGCAUGCAGCUUUGGCACACUCAGGGCCGUGACGGCACUUGGUGGAACCUCGAGGACCUCGGCGCUGGCGCGCAGGUCGUACGCGCCCAGGGCGAGCGGGACCGCGAGGUCUGGGUCCUCCGUACCGGCGAGGGCGACACGCCCCUCCUCGCUGCGCUCACCAACUCGCUUCUCGCCCGGGAGCGUCUGUAUGUCGAGCUUGAUGCUGCGCGUAGCCAGCCCUGCCAACCCACCAUCACGGCGACCGUCCCGGCCGGCAAGGAUAAGGACGAGAAGUGGGACCGGUGGGAUGAGGAGCAGCGCCGUCUCCGCCAGCGCACCGACGAGCUCGAGGAGCGCGAGCAGGACGUCAUCCGGCGCGAGAUGUGGGUGGUCGACGCCAUGCGCAAACUCAGCGACAAGUCUCAUAACUCGGCCUCGCAGCUGGACAUGGAGGACCGUGUUGUCGAGCGCCUCAAGGCGUACCAGCGCCAGAUCAAGACUGAGCUCUAA